This is a messenger RNA of Emiliania huxleyi CCMP1516, 710 nucleotides long. RefSeq lists its product as hypothetical. The transcript is spliced from 3 exons. The record is from RefSeq and is a predicted model, not a curated record. Lineage: Eukaryota; Haptophyta; Isochrysidales; Noelaerhabdaceae. The coding region runs from base 1 to 675 and encodes 224 amino acids.
AUGCUUUCGGUUCUCCUCCCUCUGCCCCACGCCUACGUGCCGCUCGUCACCUUUGACGGUGCAGCCUCCACCACGCACAAAUUCACAACAGAGUCGGAUCCGGUGAUGGGUGGCCGCUCGACGUCCUCGUGGCAUCUCACCAAGGACGCCGCUGGCACACCGAUCGGCCGCUUCUCCGGUGUCUGCCGCAUCGUGCCCUCCCUCCGGGCCCCGGGCUUUGUUUUUGCACUGACCGGCUCGCCGCUGCUCUCCUCGUUUCCCGACGCCUCGGCCGAGGAUGGGCUACUCCUGAAGCUGAAGAACGCCGCCGGCAACGUCACAGACGGCUACAAGUUCGCCUUCUGCGACAGCCGGAUCAACCCAUAUCGCUGCCAGUUUGGAACCUUCAAGGCGGACCUCAAGCUCGCGCCGGCCUCCGCGGCGGCGGCGCCGCAGACGCUCUUCGUGCCGUGGAGCCGCUUCAGCGACAAGUGGUCGCCAGCCACAGGCGAGCACACCGCCGAGCAGCCUCCGAAGCCGUCGAGCCUCGCCUCAAUCACGCAGCUGCAGGUCUGGGUGGAGGGCGUCGCGGGCGAGUUCGCGCUCGACGUGUACGAGGUUGGCGCCGGAAAGGCGUCCGAUCUGGACGGUGCGCCGCCGGCCGUGUCGCAGACUGCGGCUGCACUCGCUGCGUGACAUGUGUGUAAAUAAAUAAAACGGGCACGCCAAAC